Paramuricea clavata is the source of this 7363-nucleotide messenger RNA. The record is from the annotation of a GenBank genome assembly. NCBI's taxonomy places the organism in Eukaryota, Metazoa, Cnidaria, Anthozoa, Malacalcyonacea, Plexauridae.
GGCCUGAACUUCAGGUUAGAUGUAGAACUAAUACAGAACUAUGCCUGCUACAAGACACUUGUCGAUUUUAUACAGACACUUGUAUAAAAGUUCAUAGUAAGCCAAUCCUAAUCCCUCAAUUGUAUCAUACAUGCGGAGAGACGCUAAAAAAUGCUUAGUCAGCAAGUUUCGCCCGAUUGUGUUUAAGCUCGCCCGCGUGACGUCAUUGCAUAUAAUUAUGACGUAUGUUAAUGAGUGACGUCACUACGCACCCUCAUUUGUAUGAAUAUUAAUUAUAAAUGAGGUGGUGGACACCCACCACCACACACCACCACACACCACUACACACCACCACAACCACCACCACACACCACCACAAAAAUCCGGCCCGAUCGGUACCUAUAUUACUACUGAUGGUAAAAGAGAAUUUAUCAUCGCGAAACGUUUGUGUUGGGGAUGCUUGGAAUGGGGCCACCUGAACAGUAAGAAAGAUAUGCAAGGUUUGCAGUGAAGCACACCCAACUUCUCUUCACGGAGAUAAUCGGAAGUGAAGAUCGAAAUUGGCAACGAAAUCGAAAGACAAUUCUUCGAAAUCGAAAGACGAUUCUUCGAAACCGAGACAAGAACCGAAUAAAGUCAAAGACAGUUCGAAUGAAGAUUCAACCAUAUCCAACUGCAUUGAAGUUUGUAAAACGAACACGUACAGUGGGUCAAUCUCACAUUCCCUCAUUGUUCCUGUUUGGCUGCAUCAUAAAACCAACCCGAAUCACAAAAUUAUGGCAUACGCGCUUUUGGAUGAACAGUCAGAUGCGUGCUUCGUUAAGGACUCUGUCCUGGAUGAAGUAGGAGUCGAUGGUCCUGAAGUUAAACUCGAGAUUUCAACAGUAUUGGCACGAGAAACCGUAAACAGUCGAAAGAUCGCUGGUUUAACAGUUCGUGGUGUUAACGAGGCGAGUGAAAUUACCCUCCCUGGAACGUACGCCCGAGAGGUAAUCCCAGCAAGACAUGGACAGAUUCCUAGACCAGAAUCGGCCCGGAAAUGGUCACACUUGGAGAAGAUCUCUGCGUUUUUGAUGCCAUUCCGAAACGAUGUGGUGGUUGGACUCCUCAUUGGCACAAAUUGCGCACGAGCGAUCAAACCACGUGAAAUCAUACCUGGUAAUGAUGAUGACCCUUACGCGAAAAGGGCUGCACUUGGCUGGGGAAUCGUUGGCAUUGUCGAAGCGAAGGUAAAUGAAGAAUCCGACGAGAAUUACAUUGUUGUGAAUCGAGUCAUCACACACGAAGCCAAUGUUGGUCCAGACAGAAGGAUUUGUCAUUUGGCCUUGAGAGCACAGGUCAAGGAGAUUAUGAACCCGAGUAUGUUUAAUCAAAUGUUCGAGUUAGAUUUCAGUGAACGAAGGAAAGAAGAACAACCUCUUUCCUACGAAGAUAAGAUGUUCAUUAAGAAGGUUAAGAAAGGAAUCCAUCAACGUGAAGAUGGCCAUUAUGAAAUACCCCUACCUUUCAAAGAUGACGAAGUGAAGCAGCCCAAUAACAAUAGUCAGGCAUUGGGCCGUCUUUCAAAGCUGAAGCAACGAUUCCUGAGAGACAAGAAAUAUCAAACCGACUACUUGACAUUUAUGAAUGGAAUCAUUGCUAGUAACUACGCCGAACUUGUUCCUCAGGAAGAGAUGAAAUUGGACGAUGGUCGAAUUUGGUAUCUACCGCACCAUGGUGUCUAUCAUCAUAGAAAACCUGACAAGAUAAGAGUAGUCUUUGACUGUAGUGCUGUAUACAAAGGACAAUCCCUAAAUCAAAAUCUAUUACAGGGACCUGACCUUACAAACAGUCUGCUGGGUGUUCUUUGUCGUUUCCGCCAAUAUAACACUGCUUUCAUGUGCGAUCUCGAGGUUAUGUUCCACCAAGUGAUGGUGAAUGUCAACGAUCGAAAUUUCCUUCGUUUCCUAUGGUGGAAGGAUGGUGAUUUGGACAACGAACCAAUUGUGUACCGAAUGACAGCGCACUUAUUUGGAGCAACUACGUCACCUGGUUGCGCCAACGUUCAGGGCUGCAUAAAAUAUUUUAUUUUCUGGGACCACAAAGCCAAUGAAAAUAUUUUCUGCAAGCAAAUGCUUAGUCUGCGAUAGCAGACCUCCUUUUGACCACAUCCCUCAGGAGUGGAAGCAAAACAGUCUGCGAUCAUUCAAUACAUUUUGUGCAUAGUGACGUAACACAUUCAUUGCAUAAUUACAAUGUUAGUAGUAUGCGUAAUUUGAUGAUCAUGCGCCAAGAAUGUAAAAUCAUGGAGGAAUUCAGAUCGAAUUUCUUAUUUCUUGCCUGUUGUGUUAUGUAAUACUGCAAGAUUCAAAAGAUCGAUAUGCUGUGAAUGGAAAGAGUUCUUUCAACAUUCUCGGGUCUGUAAAAAGUAUACAAUGGAAUGGCGAUGUAGCUGAAAAUUUGUAUGUACGUUGAACAUGCCUGUUGUGUCUGAAAAAAAGAUUAAUAUGGAACAUGCACACGCUAAAUGUUUGUCCUAGUUUAUAAUGCAGAAUUAUUAUUUUGGAAUUAUUCGGUGUCGUUCACCCUUGAGAGGUUUGUAGAAACCUACCUUGGCUUUCGCGGACACUCAAUCACUAAUUUCCCUCGUAUCAUGGUAUUAUUUAUAAUAAAUUCAGUUUUGUAAUUAAAUUACUCUAUUGUUUCUAUGCAUAUUGUCAAGUUACUUCCGGUAUAAACACCUGGUGCCUGUGUUACUUGCAUGUCACAAACAUUACUAGUUCACUACCUACAGCUAAUUAAUAACUUAUGUCAAUUUUUCACAUUUUCUUCCUUUCUGUUCUUCCAUUCUUUCUUUCUUUCUCUUUACUUUUUUCUGUUGAGACUUUUAUGUUUUACCCCUCCAUUUUUUUCUGCCAACCUCAAAAAUUUUCUGGGACCAAUGGUCCCACGGUCCGCUAUAUUAUGCAGCCCUGCCAACGUUGGUCUAAAGACGACAGCCGAUGACUACGAAAGAUAAUGUGGUAGCCAAGCAGCCAAUUUUGUGAGAGAUAAUUUUUAUGUUGACGACGGAUUAAAGUCUGUUUCCACGCCCACCGAUGCUAUCGAUCUAAUCCAGAAGGCCAAAACGCUAUGCAAGAAAGGAGGCUUUCGUCUUUACAAGAUAAUCUCGAACAGUAAGGAAGUCAUUGAAGCAAUUCCCCCCGAAGAACGGGCGAAAGGCAUUCAAGACCUGGAUCCAACUCGUGAUGCCCUUCCAAUUGAGAGAGCCCUGGUAGUCCAAUGGUGCGUGGAAUCUGAUACUCUUAAAUUUCGGAUUGAAUUGGCUGACCGACCACCUACAAGAAGAGGCAUCUUGUCAACAGUGAGUUCUGUGUUUGACCCCUUGGGAGUCCUUGCUCCGUUCGUGCUAAUUGGAAAGAGAAUCCUUCAAGAGUUAUGUAGAGAUGGAGAGAAUUGGGAUGACAAGAUUCCAGAUUAUCUGUUGUCGAGAUGGGAAAGAUGGAUAAACGACGUAGUACUCUCAGCAAAACUAAGUAUCACUCGUUGCUAUGUACCAGUCGACUUUGGAGAAAUCAAAGUAGUGGAAAUGCAUAACUUCUCGGACGCAAGUCAAAUUGGUUACGGACAGUGUUCCUAUUUGAGGCUCGUUGAUCAUCUGGGUCCGAUUCAUUGUUCGUUGGUAUUGGCGAAAUCUCGAGUGGCACCGUUGAACCUUGUAACAAUUCCUCGUUUAGAGCUUACUGCUGCGUUGGUGACAGCGAAAGUCGGGGUGUUAUUGAAAAGGGAGUUAGAGUACGAGCAAGUCAAUGAGUUCUUUUGGUCCGAUAGUAAAGUCGUACUUGGGUACAUUUUGAACAGUGCGCGUCGUUUCCAUGUCUUCGUCGCAAACAGAAUUGAACAGAUUCGUGACCUCACUUCAUUUGUUCAAUGGAGAUAUGUAGAGUCGAAUGAAAAUCCAGCUGAUUAUGCUUCCCGUGGUCUUUAUGCUCAAGACUUAAUUGACAAGAAAGAGUGGUGGCAUGGACCCGAUUUUCUUUGGACCAAUUUUGACACACAGAGUAGGUGUAAUCGAGAACGCAGUCGCUGUUUCUUCAGAUGACCCCGAAGUGAGAAAGACUACCUCACUUGUCACUGAGGUCAAGGAACUAGCAGACAUUGAAGAACGUUUGCGUCGUUUUUCUAGUUGGUAUCAAGCCAAGAGAGGUUUUUCGUUUUCUCUUCGUCUUAGAAAGAGCCUUACAAAUCAGCUGCGUCAGAAGAGUUCGUCAGCCUCUGAUGGUAACAAGCCAGAGCGGAAAGAAAUCGAACAUGACGGACAAACAAAUCCCAUUAGUAAAUAUUUGAAACAACUAGUGAAUAAAGGCAUCAAGGCUACCAGGCAAGAAAAGUUGUCCUACAAGCCAGUAAACGUUGAUGAACUCCAGGAUGCUGAAUGCGAAAUCAUCAGGAUUGUUCAGAACAAAGCAUUCGAUGAUGAGAUUACUUUAUUACGUCAUCAGGAUCCCUUCCUCCGGAGAUGUUCGAAACCAAGUCAGAAAAACUGUGAAAAAAUCGAGUUCAAUUUAUCAACUAGAUCCGUUCCUUGGUAAAGAUGGUAUUCUGCGUGUGGGUGGCCGAAUCAGACGCGCAAGUAUUCCUGAGAACGUUAAGCACCCAUGUACCCUUCCAAGAAAAGGCCAUGUGACCGAGUUAGUUAUCUGUCACCAUCAUCAGAAGAUUGCACACCAAGGACGCGGAAUGACGCAUAAUAACAUCAGAUCGUCCGGAUUCUGGAUCAUCGGUGGACGAUCAGCCGUCGCCAGUCACAUUUCAAAGUGCGUAAAGUGCAGAAAACUUCGUGGUUCAUUGCAGGAACAGAAAAUGGCAGAUCUGCCAGCAGAUCAUCUGGACCCUGCUCCAACCGGUCGACUAUUUUCGACCUUGGCUAAUUAAAGAAGGACGCCGACAAGUUAAGAGAUAUGGAGUCUUAUUCACUUGUUUGGCAUCGCGAGCCAUUCAUUUAGAGACAGCCAACAGUCUGGAUACUAGUUCCUUUUUAAACGCCUAUCGUCGGUUUAUUGGACGUCGGGGUCCAGUGCGGCACCUGAGAUCAGAUCGAGAUACUAACUUUGUUGGCUGCAAGAAUGAACUGAAAGAAGCACUGAUGAACAUUGAAAUUAUUGGAAGAAAAUUGUGACUGGAUUGAAUUCCGAAUGAAUGUACCGCAUGCGAGUCACAUGGGUGGCGUCUGGGGGCGUCAAAUACGGACUGUACGAAACGUUUUGACAGUUUUACUGGACAACCAUGGAACCAUUGUGGACGACGAGUCAUUGCGAACCUUCAUGGUGGAAGCCGAAGCGAUUGUAAAUAGCCGACCGCUUACCACUGAAAAUCCAGACCACCUUGAACCUCUAACUCCUAACCACUUGCUGACGAUGAAGAGCAAAGUCAUUCUACCUCCUCCUGGAAACUUUCAGGGUGCAGACACUUAUUCGAGAAAAAGAUGGCGUCGGGUUCAGUAUCUGAUUAACGAGUUUUGGUACCGUUGGAGAAACGAAUUUAUUCAAUCCUUACAAGUACGGCAAAAAUGGAUGCGUCCCCGAAAGAAUCUUAAGAUUGGAGAUGUGGUCAUUGUCAAGGAUAUAGAUACGCCUUGCAACCGAUGGGAGCUCGCAAGAAUUGUAGAGACAUAUCCCGAGAAUGACGGACUCGUUCGAAAGGUCAAAAUCGCCUUAGCUGACAGUACUUUAGACGACCAAAGAAGACGAAAACGACCUAUUUCCUAUUUAGAUCGACCUGUUCAGAAAUUGGUUCUCCUCCUGUCCAGAGAUGAGUAUGAAGACCGGGGAGUCCCCGACGAGGAGCCAUGUGUAAAGCCAGGAUCAUACAUACAUACAUUUAAAACUUUAUUUAAACCACGCUAGCCUCAACAGCCGUUGGAAGGCUGGUUUCCAUGAGGGGCGUGAAAUUACCUAUUUACAAGAAGUUAACUAUAUACAAGAAAUACAAAAUAUAACAAAGUAAAAAAAUACAAGUGAUUUUAGCUGCACGAUUACACACAAGCAAAUUUCAACUCAUUCUUUGUUUCAAUAUCGACUUGAAAUUAGGGAUUCAGCAAUUUUUGCCUCAUGGGGAAGAUUAUUCCAAUGCAAGGCACCAUUAUAACUGAAGCACCUCUUGCCGAAUUCUUUUUUCGGCAUAGGUGGUGCUAAAUCAGUAUCCCUAUUUCUAAGAUUGUAAGUAUUAUGUCUUUCAUUAUUAAAAUGAAAUGCUUCUUUAAGAUUGGGUGCGGUGUGGCCAUUCAAAAUUUUAUAGACGAAAGUAGAUUUAAGAUAAUUUCGUCUUUCUUCUAGAGGUUUCCAAUAUAGAUUAUUGACUACUCAGAUGACCGAAUAUCGUAAGUUGCCCCAGUAAUUACUCUUGCAGCACGAUUUUGGUAUUUUUGCAACUUAUCUUUGAGCCCAAUUCCACAAUUAUCCCACAACGGGCUGCAAUAAUCGAAAUAAGGCUGUAUAAUAGCAUUAUAUAGCAUUUUGGUUGUCGACAGUGGUACAAAAGGUUUAACACGUCUCAUUGCACCAAUACAGGCACCAACUUUAGAACAGAUUGAGUCAAUAUGUUUAUCCCAAGACAACCUUUCGUCCAUAGUCACGCCAAGGCAUGAAUAUUUAUUAAUCCUGGGUACUAGCUUAUUAUUAAUUAAAAUAGGAUUACCAGAUACUUUAUUCUUAAGGUCAUAGGGAGAUCCAAUGAACAUAUGUUUCGAUUUACUGGCGUGGAUUUCAAGUUUAUUGUGUAUCAUCCAUUUGCGUAUGUUUUCGAGAUCAAUAUUUACCCUGUCGACAAGGUCGGCGCAGUCAUUAGAAGGUGCAUAAAUUUCCGGGUCAUCAGCAUAGAGUGAAGGAGUUAAGUGACUUAACGAGUCAGGCAUAUCAUUUAUGUAUAAUAAAAAUAAUAGAGGACCAAGGAUGGACCCCUGUGGAACUCCGCAUAUUAUCUUUUUUGGGCUCGAUAGUUGUCCGUUUAUAAGACAUUGUUGAACUCUGUUAUUCAGGUAUGAUUCGAACCAUCUUAGUCGGUUUCCUGUUACUCCGAAAAAAUUACACAUUUUAUCAAUCAGAAUUUCAUGAUUUAUGGAGUCGAAGGCUUUUCUAACAUCAAGCAAGACUAUACAAUUUAUUUGACCACUAUCCAUGUUUUUAAGUAAAUUAUGCGACACAUUUGUAUCAACGCAGACAGGGUUGAGUGUUUAGGUCUAAACCCUGAUUGGAAUUUAGAAAGUAAUGAGUUAUUGGAAAGAUAGCCAUAAAGCUGUCGAAAAACCUCUCUCUCAAAAACUUUACUUACAAUGGGGAGUAUGGAAAUUGGCCUAUAAUUUUCACAUUUCCGUCGAUCUUCAGAUUUGUAUAUUGGAAUUACUCGC